This is a messenger RNA of Lactuca virosa, 816 nucleotides long. Lineage: Eukaryota; Viridiplantae; Streptophyta; Magnoliopsida; Asterales; Asteraceae. The record is from the annotation of a GenBank genome assembly.
AUGGUGGAGCUUAUGAAAGACCUAAGAGCCGACACAAAUGAAGGAGGUGGCGGCUACUGUGAUUUACCUCGAUGGAAAGAAGGAAGGCGGUCGAAGCAGUGGGUCACAACAGGUGGAGGGCGGAGUGGGUUGAGAAUGACGGUGGCAGCCGGUGGUGCUUGCUUUGGCGACUCCCACUGUUUCUGUUCAUUUCUUCCGGCGAGGUCGACGGGUGAGCCACGAUGGGAGGAAGGAGUAAGGGUCGGGGAUGUUUGGGGUUGCUGUACUCGACAAAAUAAACACGGUGGUGGUGGGUUUUUACCAUGGCAGCGUGGAGUGGCGGAGGGAGCUGCUCCGGUGGCCGGCAACGGUGGUUCUUGGUUAAACCCACCGCCUCCCAUUCUUCAACUCCAUCGAAAUAUCAAAGAUGGUGGGCAGCAAGCCGAUUUCUGGUUCCGGUCGUUCUUUGGUUGUGCUAUUCAUCAUUCUCCCCACCACCUCCCUUAUCCGAUAUCUCCAUCCGUGUCGAAUCGGCCUCAUUUCCUCUGCACUUUCUACUCCGUCGCAACAACGCAACGAGAUGCACACAAAGAUUGGUUGACUAAAGAUCCACAAUCGCUUGAGCUGGGCACCAGGGGAACAACAAAUCCAUGUUUAUUCCUAACAAGCCCUUCACGUUCAUCUCUUUCCUUGCUCCACCUCCUUCGAGUUUCUCCCCUUUCUCUGAGAUUGUGCAUCAAUAGAUUGAUAAUUCUUUUUGGUGGUAAGAAAGCAUCAACAAAAGGGAGGCCUGAAUUCAUUAAGAGCCAGGUGGUUGCGGUUCUGUUCUUUAAGUGA